UAACUUAUGUUGCCCUAAAUUCUGAAUCAAAGCAAGCCCUGACACUUGCCGGCCUAAUCGACGACCUCUAUGGCGACCUCCGUUGGCGACCUCCACAAAUCGAAACAAGCCCUAACACUUGCCGGCGACGUGCUAGACCGUGGUGGAGAUGAGAUCAAGAUCUUCUACUUCCUUCAGAAACUGAAGCACGAAGCCGAGAAGAGUGGUCAUCACCAUGAACGGCAAUCAUGAGAUCAUGAAUGAAAAAAGUGGACUGCCGGUGACAAUGAAAUUAUUUUUUGUUGACGGUGGGAAGAUCGGUGAGAUUGGAGGACCUUGCGGUGCAGAGAGCUCUGUAUAACCCACCGCAACGAGUAAGGAUGUGCUCGGGACGGCGAGUUGAGGGAGACGGCGAGAAAAUAUGUCGGCAGCGUUUGUGGGCUUUGGAUAGCGGCAGCGGCAGAGGGUGGUGGUGAGAGCGACGUCAGAAGAUUCCCGGCGGUGGCAACAGAGAUGAUGGGAAGGCUCACGGUAGAGAGCGUGGAACAGCGGUGAAUUCUGCUGUUGGUGGCGGCUGGUUAGGCCGUGGAUGACUUGGCCUUGAAUGGCUCCGACUGACAGUGAUCAGACCGGCGGUGGCAAUGGCAAAGAGCUCGAUUGAGGGCGAGCAGGGGGCUGGGCACGGUGAUGGCUGCCUUGACUGGGUUGAAUGAAGGCUUGGCGUUUGAUGGGUUUUUUGAUGAGCUCAGUUUGUUGAGCAACAGAAGAAGCGGUCCGAUGCGUAAGAGAGUGCGGUUAUCGGAGAGGUUGAGAACAACAACCAAGGCUUCACAGUUUCAGUGAGAUGAUGGGUGAUUCAACUUGCCACCUACACGCUCCCAUAUACUAUAGAUUCAGUAGUAUAUAGACACUGAAUCCUAUUAUGUUUGAUGGUAUAUAUAUGAAAAUACACUAUCAAACAUAUAAAUAUCACAAAAAAAUAAAUUUAUAUAUAUAUAUAUAUAUAUAUAUUAAAAAGGACAGUUUGGGCAUUAUUAUAAUCUCACCAUGUGCGUGACUUUACACAUGACAGAAAAAUUGAUCCGGUGAGUCCUGGAUGUAUUUGCACACUUUGAUACUUUAGGAAAGUGGAUAAUUUAAAGAGUUUUUUUGCACUUUUACCUAAAAAUUACUCCGUACUAUAAUUAUACUCCGUAAAAAUUUAAAUCUAAUUUGAUAAGAGUAUAAUUUUGAAAUAUAUAUUGAACUAAUUGCCGCCUCGUUCCUGGGAAUCUCCCUCGCUUAGCAACUCCAACAAUUUGAGUUGCAGAGAUGAAAUCAAUCAGGAUUCAUGCGGUUUUCGAGUCUCCCUCUCUCCCAAACUCAAUGACUCACCACCGUUUUUCAUUCCGAGUUCACCCUCACAACAACUCCUCUCUUUCAGUCCUCUCCCCAACUACUUCUCCAACCCUAAAUCUUCAUCAGCUCAAUCGAAAUCGAAUUCUAACAACAUCUUGUGUGGAUGAAGCAAUAAACAUCUACAACAAUAUGGACGAUGGCUUAACAUCGGAUGACAAGAUUGCAGGCACCUUUGGCGAUCGUUCUAUUCAAAUUGCGGCAUGGAUCGGUGUGGCUACUGUUGCAAGCAAGAUUCUGGGACUACUUAGAGAGAUCACCAUGGCUGCAACCUUCGGCGUAGGUCCUGUGGCCACCGCAUUCAAAUACGCUUCAGUGCUUCCUGGUUUUUUUGCAUCACUUUUGGGCGGUGUAAAUGGUCCCAUCCAUAUUACUAUGGCCACCACUCUAAGCAAGCUUUCGGAGGAGCGUCGAAGGAGGCUGUUUAAACAUACAAAUGCUGCCAUGUUCCUGGUUGGAGGUGUUUUGGGUAUUCUUGUGUUUGUGUCUGCUAAGUUCAUUAUUCAUCUUUACGCACCUGGUUUGUGGAUCUUGACAGAAGGUCAAUUUUUGAGAGAAAUGGCUAGUGCACAGCUAAAAAUGAUGAUUCCCUGUGUAGUUCUUGCUGGCCCUGUUGGACUUGGCUUCGGAUACAUGAGUGCAGAAAGAAAUAAUAUUCUUCCCUCUAUUAGCCCUGCUUUGUCUAGUAUGCUUAUGAUUGCCUUCUGUUUCAUGUAUGCUUUUAUGAGACAAUUUAAUGUUUUCCAAUCUGGCGACGAGUUAUCUGGUGGAAUGCUUAUAUCUUUCGGAGCUUCACUUGGUGUUUUUCUACAGUGGAUUAUUCAGGUUAUAGUGCUUAGGAGAAGACAUUGCAAUAUGAUUACAGUUUCAUGGACCGAUAUUCUCAAGGAUAGGGAUGUUCACGAGUUUUUCUUGUUGCUGCUUCCAGCAACAAUCAGUUCAGGGUUGGCACAAGUCGCCUCUUUUACUGAUCUUUGUUUUGCGUCUAUGAUUCCUGGUGCUGCUGCUGGCCUUUCUUAUGCAUAUCUUCUGGUCAUGGCACCGUUGAGCCUACUCUCAAGCAUGGUUGUACUGCCUCUCUUACCUACUUUGUCAAAACUGUCAAAGACUCUAUCGUGGCCAAGCCUCACAGAGAAUAUAAAGCUAGCAGUUUUACUUUGCAUGGUAUUAAUCUUGCCUGUGUUGUCAAUAAUGUGUGUCUUGGCAAAACGGAUCAUCCGUGUAUUAUUUGAGCGCCAUGCAUUUGAUUCUGCAGCAAGCUCCCUAGUUUCUUCUUUGUUUAUUUGUUAUUCUAUUGGCUCACCAUUCUACAUCGUUAGAGAAUUGCUGGUUGCGGUUUUUUAUGCCCUUGGAGAUGGACAGCGACCUUUUUUGGUCAGUUUGGGUGCUAUUACUUUGAAUGCCAUCCUGGACUGGCUUUUUGUCUCCAGGUUCUAUCUUGGCGCACAGGGAUUGGCACUCUCAACAUCAUUUACAACUGCUUUGUCGGUCUUAAUCCUGUCUUAUCUCCUCCAGAAGAAGCUACCAGAAUUAGUGGAUUAUGCAGCACUGGCUUUUCCUCUCUUGCUUCUGUCUUUCUGCUGCUUCGUCUCCGGCUUCACUACAUCUGUUACCUAUAAUACAACGAACAAUUUGUUGUCUUCCAUCUUUAUCGGGAGGUUUUCAAGGAUUCAAGAGAUUCUUUCCAUUUGUUUGGGUGGCUUUCUUGGGAUUAUUGGCUUCUUCUUUCCACUCAUAUUGCUUCAUUUAUCAGGAUUCAAACCAGUGAGGGAUCUUGGUAGGAGAUUGAUGAAUAGACAAUAAAUUACUAGUCACUGUGAUGGAUCAUGGUACUUGGCCAAACCAGUUAGAUCAUAGAGUCUUGUUUUCCAUGUUGAAUGCUUGCCUUACUGGUUUCCUCAAAGGGGGUGGAAGCUCGUCUCAAUUUUUGACAAUAUUGAAGUUCUUAUCCUGCUGCUUCACUCUAAGAUCAGUCUCUCUGAUUCGAUAUUUCGGGCUCGGGCCUCGUUGUUUUGAGUUUGGAUUGCAAUUUGGUUCCGUAAAUUAAUUAUAAGAAUUCAUUAACAUAUUUUAAUUUAAUUAAA
Messenger RNA from Cornus florida, 3458 nucleotides. RefSeq lists its product as uncharacterized. The transcript has 21 exons. The record is from RefSeq and is a predicted model, not a curated record. NCBI's taxonomy places the organism in Eukaryota, Viridiplantae, Streptophyta, Magnoliopsida, Cornales, Cornaceae. Bases 1291 to 3177 code for a protein of 628 amino acids.